Molecule: messenger RNA, 2133 nt
Organism: Fonsecaea erecta
Lineage: Eukaryota; Fungi; Ascomycota; Eurotiomycetes; Chaetothyriales; Herpotrichiellaceae
Exons: 6
Coding region: 1-2133 (710 amino acids)
Molecular function (GO): oxidoreductase activity
Source: RefSeq, a predicted model, not a curated record
AUGGCCCCAAGUGAAGCAGAACUCAACGCUGGAGUUGUAUUCGGCAUUGGCGCCUUGAACCACGAUGAGGUGCGAGCCAGACUGGACAUCGAUGUGAUGAUCGCCAAGCAGCCAGAUGUGUUCAAUCUGUUCCUUCUCGCCCUCAUGGAUCUGAAGGCAGAUACAUCAAAACUUGGCUACUUUUCUCUCGCCGGUGAUUCUUCAAUAGAAUCCAUGGACUUCCCACAGCUCUUUGGGAUGGCGUGGGAAAGACCUUCCCCGAAGGAACGGGAGGAUACUGUGCACACGGACGGCUUGUCUUCCCAACAUGGCACAGACCUUACUUGGCUCUUCUUGAGGUGCGAAUUGCUUGGGGCGUGUGUUAUGAGAACUUGGCGAAUCCUGAUAUUCGCGGAUGUUAUACAGCAAACCCUUUUUCGCAAAAUGAUGGCCGUCGUCAGGGAAUUCGAUAGGGCAUUUCAGUCCAAAUACCUCACCGCGGCGAGAGCGUUUCGACUCCCCUACUGGGACUACUUUCGGCCUCGCGACGUCGACGCAAAGUUCCCGGGCAUCAAGCUAGAAGGAAACCGUACGAGGCACGACUACGACUUCCGCAUGCCGGACAUCCUCAACGUGAGGGAGGUGAUGGUCCGAGUGCCCCCUUACGACAAGUUGACGGUUCAGAGCAAUCCGCUCUACAACUUCAAGUUCACCGACAGACAGAACCUGGACAAGGACUUGGCCAGAGCGAGACUGACGAAUUACAACCCUAAUCGCACCGUUCGAUACCCCAGGAGCAAGGACUCCAAGUACCACGACGUGCAGCAACUGAGCGACGCUCUCAAUAGCGGUCGUGAGGGCAGGGCGUCCAUGAUGCUCGAUAUCCUAGAUCCAGGUUCCACUCGGUACCCGCGACUCGGGGAUGUGGCCUCCGACUCGGUCUUGCGUGAAGGGGACUUGACACAGACAGGACUUUCAAAGGGGACUGCCGGCAUAUUGCCCAGAGACGGGAAUGGCAGGCCCGCGAGCUAUGGCUCGAUUGAAGCUCUGCAUGGCAAUUAUCACACCCUGAUGGGCGGGCCCAAUGGCCACAUGUCGAGCCCGUCCGUUGCAGCCUUCGAUCCGGUCUUCUGGCUUCAUCACUGCAACGUUGACCGAAUCUUCGCCAUCUGGCAGGCUCUCCACCCCAAAGCCUGGUUCCCGCCACCGGGCAAGGACGCACGAGGCCGGCGCCUGAAGCCGGAAAAUGAGAAGGACUUGCUACCCUUCUACAAGUUCAUAUGCGAUCUGGGCCCCAUCUACUACGACUCCGACUGGGCUCGAGAUAUCGAGAGCUUUGGCUACACGUAUCCCGACCUGGACCGCGUCAGCGACCCCAAAGUCAUCUGGAGCAGGGUGUACCGCAGGUAUAUCUGGAGCAUCCGCAGUGCUUCCAGCCGCCGCUUCUCCACGCCGCCUUCGGACAUGAUGCCACUGAACCUCAACCGCGCCCAAGUCUUUCGGUACCCUGCUGCCAAUUCAAAAACCUCGACCGCAGAGCCUCCCUACUCUGUGACGACUCGGAUCGUUUUCAAGCGAGUCACGUCGUCCGGUCCGGACACUCUGACGACAGAGCAACUCGCAGCGCAGGAUCGAGGGUAUGUGCCGGCUCCUGACAAUGACGUCGAUCCGUCCUUCGAUCGUGAGUGGUACAUUGACAACGUCGUGAAAAGAAACGCUCUGAACGGUCCCUUCACAAUCUACUUCUUCCUCUGCCCCAAGUCGCGAUUCCCCGACGACCCGGCCGAGUACGUGGCCAGCCCUUACCUGGCCGGCAUCAACCACAUCUUCGCCGCCCCACGCGAAGUCUGCGACAACUGCGGCCAACAAGACGCCGCUGGGGUUUUGGCCUCCGACACCGUCCCGAUCACGCCGCUGCUCCUCGAUUAUGUUGGAGUCGGGACGCUGGAGAGCAUGCGGGCCGAGCAUGUCCGGCCCUUUUUGGUGAAAUACCUCCGCUGGAGAGUUGUAUAUGCCGGCAUAUCGAGGGCGGACCCGAGGCAGAUGCCUAACUUCGAGGUCUCGGUCAGUGCGAAGAUUCUUUACGAUGACGGAUCGGCGACAUACGAGGCGUAUCCGGAUGUUGUCGACGACAUCAUCUACAAUGCCUCGUGA